UAUAGCAAUAGACGGUCGAGAGACUCACCAUGUCAAACAGUGACACUCAUUGUUAGCUCUUGUUGAUUCUUGUUGUUCUCUGGGACAUCGCAUUUGCAUCUGCACUGGCAUGUAGCAAUGGCGGCUGUUACUUAUUCAGCCCUAACUCUCGCGAACGCCGUUAAUCGAACCGCCGCCGUCUCCAGAUCCGGUUGGAGCCACCGCCCCCUCACGGUCAAAUGCACUGCUCAAUCUCUCUCAUUAGCUGACAACUCCGAGAAGUUUCUCGAAGCUUCGAAGAAGGGGAACGUUAUUCCUCUAUACCGUUGCAUAUUCUCGGAUCACCUCACUCCAGUGCUAGCUUACCGGUGUCUCGUUAAGGAGGACGAGAGAGAUGCUCCUAGUUUUCUCUUUGAAUCGGUGGAGCCCGGCCAAUUUUCUAGCAUUGGGCGGUACAGUGUGGUGGGAGCACAGCCGUGCAUGGAGAUUGUGGCGAAAGAGAAUGUGGUUACUGUUAUGGACCACAUGGAAGGGCGCAGGAGUGAGGAAAUUGCAGAGGAUCCACUGGUGAUUCCUCGAAGGAUCAUGGAGAAGUGGAGGCCUCAACUCAUUGAUGAACUUCCUGAGGCGUUUUGCGGUGGUUGGAUAGGGUAUUUCUCUUAUGAUACAAUGCGCUAUGUAGAAAAGAAGAAGCUUCCAUUUUCUAAUGCCCCAGUAGAUGACAGAAACCUUCCCGAUAUUCAUCUGGGCCUUUAUGAUAAUGUUAUUGUGUUUGAUCAUGUUGAAAAGAGAGCAUAUGUGAUUCACUGGGUUCGGUUAGAUCGAUACUCUUCUGCUGAGGAAGCCCUCAGUGAUGGAAAAAAACAGCUGGAAACUUUAGUAUCUCGGGUGCAUGAUAUAAUCACCCCAAAGCUGAUAGCAGGUUCGAUCAAGUUACACACACAUCUCUUUGGUCCUAAACUGGAGACGUCAAAUAUGACAAAUGAGGAAUAUAAGAGGGCAGUAUUGCAGGCUAAAGAGCACAUACUGGCUGGUGAUAUUUUUCAAAUUGUACUAAGUCAACGUUUUGAACGGAGAACUUUUGCAGAUCCAUUUGAAGUCUACAGAGCAUUGCGGAUCGUUAAUCCUAGUCCAUAUAUGACUUAUUUACAGGCCAGAGGGAGUAUUUUGGUUGCUUCAAGUCCAGAAAUUCUUACACGGGUGAAGAAGAGGAACAUCACCAACCGGCCCCUAGCUGGUACUACUAGGAGAGGAAAAACACCCAAAGAAGAUAUCAUGUUGGAGGAAGAACUUUUGAAUGAUGAAAAGCAAUGUGCAGAGCACGUAAUGCUAGUUGAUUUGGGGAGAAAUGAUGUUGGAAAGGUCUCCAAACCCGGCUCUGUUCAAGUUGAAAAGCUCAUGAAUAUCGAGCGCUAUUCCCAUGUUAUGCACAUAAGCUCAACUGUCACUGGGGAGUUGUUAGAUAACUUAACAAGCUGGGAUGCAUUGCGUGCUGCUUUACCUGUUGGUACAGUUAGCGGAGCACCGAAGGUAAAAGCAAUGGAGUUGAUUGAUGAGUUGGAAGUGGCACGACGGGGGCCAUAUAGCGGGGGAUUUGGAGGCAUAUCCUUUAAUGGCGAUAUGGACAUAGCCCUUGCACUGAGAACCAUAGUUUUCCCUACUAAUGCUCGUUAUGAUACAAUGUACUCGUACAAGGAUCAUAUGAACAAACGCAGAGAAUGGGUUGCCCACCUCCAAGCUGGGGCGGGAAUCGUUGCUGACAGUGAUCCAGCUGAUGAGCAGAGAGAGUGCGAGAAUAAAGCUGCAGCCCUUGCUCGUGCCAUCGAUCUUGCAGAAUCUUCUUUUGUUAACAAACAAUAAUUUCAAUGUGUUUAUCAUAAUUGGAUAUUCUUUACAAUUGUAAAGGAAUUAGAAUGUUGCAUGCUGAAUUCUGAAUAAUAUUUGUGACAAGUGCUGAACAUAAAAGUUAUUUCAUAGCCUAAACUAAUGCCAACAGAGUUUCUUUUGCCAA
Molecule: messenger RNA, 1990 nt
Organism: Vigna radiata var. radiata (mung bean)
Lineage: Eukaryota; Viridiplantae; Streptophyta; Magnoliopsida; Fabales; Fabaceae
Product: anthranilate synthase alpha subunit 2, chloroplastic
Exons: 11
Coding region: 118-1839 (573 amino acids)
Biological process (GO): L-tryptophan biosynthetic process
Molecular function (GO): anthranilate synthase activity
Source: RefSeq, a predicted model, not a curated record